This is a messenger RNA of Parastagonospora nodorum SN15, 1173 nucleotides long. RefSeq lists its product as hypothetical. Lineage: Eukaryota; Fungi; Ascomycota; Dothideomycetes; Pleosporales; Phaeosphaeriaceae. The record is from RefSeq and is a predicted model, not a curated record. The transcript has a single exon. Gene Ontology annotation, biological process: lipid metabolic process. The coding region runs from base 1 to 1173 and encodes 390 amino acids.
AUGGAAAAGAAGGCAGAUCAGAUGUCAAAUGGUCACUUGGGCCCUACGCACCGCCAUGGCUCCUUUGCGUGGCAAAGCUAUCCGCUGACGCCGUUCAUUGAACGCCUCGACUGGGUUCUCGACAUCUUCUGCAACUUCCGUGGCGCAGGCUGGAACUGGCGUACCUCUGCUCUACCCCCGCCUCCCAAAGCCAUUCAAGAACAACUACACCGUAAUUCCUCAGACACAGCACCACCCAAGACCUCGAAUCGGAUCCAUCCAGGCCAAGUGCGCAUGUACUCCACACGCGCCGAACUCCUCCGCGCAAACCUCCAGACUUUCGUAAAAGGAUAUCUGAUGCUCGACUUCCUCAAGACCUUCAUGAUGCACGACCCGUAUUUCUGGGGCCUCGUGGACCGCCCAGCACCUGACUAUCCUCCGUAUUCAUUCUUCGCUUCGUCCCCAGCGCUCAUACACAUAACCCGUCUCGCGCUCUCCAUGCUCGGCGUCAAGACGGCGCUUCAAACCAUCUUUGCCCUGGGGCCUUUGUUCUUCAGUUCCCUCCUCGGCCCCGCUCUCCUCGGCGCCCGCGCAGAAGUCUGGAUGUACCCCGAGACAUGGGCCCCGUACUCCAUCGUGCUGGACAAGGGCCUGGCGGGAUGGUGGGGAAGCUGGUGGCACCAGACGUUCCGCUUCGCUUUCCAGGAGCCGAGUCGGAAGGCUAUCGAAGUGCUUGGGAUGGACAGGAAGUCGGCGUUGGCCAAGGCGGGACAGUUGCUGACGGCGUUUGCGAUGAGUGGGCUUGUGCAUGCAAGCGGCAGCUACACUUCCCCUGGAGAGACGUAUCCGUGGGCAAAUCCCUUUUUGUUCUUCAUGUUGCAGGCGGUGGGCAUUUUCGUCGAGGCGUCGGCAUCUCAGGCGUUCAGGAGGUUUGGUCGCAAUAUUCCCCAGUCGGUUAUGCGGAUUUGGACGUUUGGAUAUGUGCAUGUUUGGUUUUAUUUCACGGCGCAUCUGUUGUGCGAUGACUUUGCAAGAGGGGGCGUUUGGCUGUUCGAGCCCGUACCAGUCUCGGUUUUGAGAGGACUGGGUUUCGGCGCGGAUAAGAGGGAUGGUUGGUGGUGCUGGAAUGGGGUAUUCAACAUUGUAAGAUGGCAUAGAGGAGAGUCGUGGUGGACUACGGGUAUAGCGUUUUGA